AUGCCACCAAAACGAGGUCCAGCCGCAAGGAAAUUGCAUGAUUCACUUCCGCCAAAGACUGAGAUCCCAUGUAAAAUAUAUUCGCCGCUUGUUAUCACCAAAGAGAUUGGAAAAGGAGGGUUUGGACGGAUCUAUUCCGGGAAAACAAAGGUAAUCUUGCUGUUUUUGCGGUUCUUUUUAUUUAGAGAUCUGUUCGACGCGUCAAAGCAGGAUUUCUUUAUCUUUUCCAUCUGAUGUCAAGAAUAAUAUAAGUUUUCAGGACACAAAAGAAGAUGUCGCAAUAAAAGUUGAGCAGAAUGGCUCCGGUGGACUCUUCGUCGAAUUCCAGAUCUUCCGAUCGUUUUUGAGUGAGAAGGACCUGAAUGAAUACAAGAAACAGAAGCGUAGGGAUAAGAAUCAUGUUUUUAAUUCAAUUUUAGGUCUUCAAUUCCUUGGAUUGCCUCAUUUUGUGGCGUGGGGAGUCUUUACUCACAAAGGAACGGAGCUUCGUUUUGUUGCUAUGCCAUUGUACACAGGAUCUCUUCAAGAAUACAUCAACAAAAAGUCGGGGAAAGUUCUGGAUGUGGAUGAAUGUAAGGAGAUCGUACCGACUGUGUGUGAUGCCUACGACUAUUUGCAUUCAAAGGUGAGCCUUUUUAUUGUUGUUUUUCAUUUUUAGAUUACGGCAAUUUGUCCAUAAGAGAUCAUGUAUAGUAUCUUAUUAUAUAUUGAUUUAUGUUGUAGGAUAUUGUACAUGCUGAUCUAAAAGCCGAGAAUUUGAUGUUCUCAAAGCCAUAUCCAAAUCGUUUGGAUCGACUUACGUUGAUUGAUUUCGGGAUGUGUGGGAGAAGAAGCCAUGAAAUUAUAGAUCAACCAGAUAAGGGAAAAGCUCAUAACGGAACUGCUUUGUUCACAUCCACAGAUGCUCACAGAGGCUGUGCUCCGUCCUACCGAGCGGAUUACGAGAUCCUCGGACACAAUCUUCUCGCCUGGCUGGCUGGAGUUCAAAAUGUUCCUUGGAAUGUAAGAUUUUUUAUUUUUUUUGUUUGGUUUUUAGGUAUAAUCUGUCAUGGAGGAAUUCGAAUCGUUUUUGCUUCUUCUUAAACAUUUCUUGGCUCUAUUUAGAGCAAAAAUUUUAUCAUGGAUAAUAUAAUUUUUUUUCAGAAUAUCAUAACCAAGUUGGAUCAGGUUCACAGUCUCAAAAGCAAGAUUAUUGAUAGCAAAGGCGAGAUUCAGAAGUUGGUCGGAAGUCCAGAAGCAGCUUCUUUGGUUUAUGAGGUGUAUCAAGUGGCCAAAAAGACGAACUACAAGGAUAAAGUGGACUCGAGCAAGAUUAAAAGGGUAUGAGACAACGCUUUGAAGCCUUUGAGCUGUUUUAUAAUAGCUAAAAUCUUUUCUUUUCAGCUUGUUUCAUCUAUAAAAUCUCCAAAGAAGUCGGUGACAACUCCAAAAUCCAAAAAGAAGUCCUCGGCCGAACAAGAAAGCCCUUCUUCGUCAGCCAUUGUGAUCCCAAGCAGUCCACCAAGACCGAUAACGCCUAGAAAGACUAAGAAAAGUGCCUCAGAACAGCCUGAGAUCAGUUUGGAAGCGCAGAGAAGAGCCCAAGCCGAAGAACGGGAAGCCCGAGCCAAGAGGAGAAAUCGGGUUGACGCCAUUCCGGAAGAAGAAGAAAUUGAAAAUAGAAAACGACGAUCAGAGGAGCCCGAGGAUUCUGGAGAAUCAAAGAGGUCCAAAGUGGAGAAUAAACCAAAAUCGCCUGCUAAGAAAGCGAAAAAAGCUAAUUCACGUAUGAUUUUUCAUUUUUUGUUUUGUUUUUAGGUAACCGACUGGAAACUAAGCGAUUUUGGACGAAAAUUGAGAGUUUGUAUAUUGCACUAGGUUCUGUAGACCUUGUAGUGAUUUUAUCUCAAAAUUCUCCACUGUUCUUCUAUCUAAAAGUUUAAUUUUUAGUCGACGUUACACUUAGUCCAGCAGCCGCCGAACGUCUCGCGAAAAAAAUCCCCGGAAUUCAAGGAUUUUCUCGGAUAACUAAGCAAAUGGAAAUAAAAUACGGGUCGAAGAAAUAA
Molecule: messenger RNA, 2045 nt
Organism: Bursaphelenchus xylophilus (pine wood nematode)
Lineage: Eukaryota; Metazoa; Nematoda; Chromadorea; Rhabditida; Aphelenchoididae
Source: the annotation of a GenBank genome assembly